Dufourea novaeangliae is the source of this 2190-nucleotide messenger RNA. RefSeq names its product glycerate kinase-like. Gene Ontology annotation, molecular function: glycerate kinase activity. The record is from RefSeq and is a predicted model, not a curated record. The coding region runs from base 1 to 2190 and encodes 729 amino acids. Gene Ontology annotation, biological process: protein phosphorylation. The transcript has 2 exons. NCBI's taxonomy places the organism in Eukaryota, Metazoa, Arthropoda, Insecta, Hymenoptera, Halictidae. Gene Ontology annotation, cellular component: cytoplasm.
AUGGAGAACAAUUGGUCAUUCAAGUUGUUUCAUUUUAGUAAGGUUCUUCUACAAUCUAACCUAUUGCAUAGUAUAAAAUUUACAAGUGAAAACAUGUCUACGGAUCCAAAAAUUUUGGAAGAAUCCAAAUCUAUUUUGAAAGAUAUCUAUUUUGCUGGUGUUAAAGCAGUUUCGCCAAAGCAACUUAUAGUAGAUAGAGUUAAAGUUAAAGAUGGAGUAUUACAAGUCGGUGAUCAAAGUUUUCAAUUGAAAGAAAAUGUUUAUUUGGUUGGUUUUGGCAAAGCUGUCAUGGGUAUGUCCAUAGUUUUAGAACAUAUGCUUGGCAAUCGUUUAAAAAAAGGCACAGUUAGCAUUCCUUCUGCAGCAACGAAUGAAAUAUGGGAGUCUGAAGAUAAAUCAUACUUUCCUAAGUUAGGAACUAGUGUAGUACAAUACCGCGAAGGAAGUGUAAAUAAUCAACCAGAUAAUAGAUCACUAGAAUCAACACAUGAUAUCAUAGAUUUGGUAGAAUCUUUGACUGAAAAUGAUACUUUAAUUGUAUUAAUAUCUGGUGGAGGUUCUGCACUGCUUUACAUGCCAAGACCAAUAAUUGAUACUGAUGACAAAUUACUGCUUUGUAAAAGACUUCAACAUGCAGGUGCCGAUAUCAAAGAACUUAAUAUAGUUAGAAUGAAAUUGUCCAUGGUAAAAGGCGGUGGCUUAGCUCGAAUGGCUUUUCCAGCUUCUAUUAUUACUUUAAUAUUAUCUGAUAUUGUGGGUGAUCCUAUAGAUUUAAUUGCUUCUGGUCCAACAGUAUAUAAUAGUAAAACAUCUAAGCAAUCAAUAGCCAUUUUAAAAAAAUAUGAGUUAUAUGACAAAGUAGAAGGAGAUCUAAAAAAGGCUAUAAUGGCUAAAGAAACUUUUAAGGAUAAACCAUUGCUAACUGGAAAAAGGAAAAAAAAGGAGUUUAAACAUGUCAAAAAUAUUAUUUUGGGGAAUAAUGAAGUGGCAGUUAAAGCAGCUGCUCUUGAAGCAUUGUGUAAAAAGCUUGUUCCAAUAAUAUUAAGGACUGAUGUUACUGGCAAUGUUCAUAAUGUCAGUUUAGCAUAUGUUCAUGUAACAAGUUUAAUAUGUCUUGCAUUAGAAAAGAAACUAGCAAAAGGGGAAUUCUUUGAAAAAGUAAGAGACAUUCCUGUACUUUCAUUGCCUCCCACUAAAGUGGAUGAAAUUUAUAAUUUGCUUGAAAAUGUGAGUGGAGAAGGAAUAGUACUGAUUGGAGGAGGAGAACCAACAGUCAUAGUCAAUGGAAAUGGAAAGGGUGGUAGAAAUCAAGAACUAGCUCUGUACUUUUCCUUAGACUGGUUGGCAAAGAUAAAGAGUAACCCUCAUUUUGCUGAAUACGACGUAAUAAUGUUAAGCGCAGGCACGGAUGGACAAGAUGGCCCAACUGAUGCAACAGGAGCAUUCGGUUAUCCUGCUAUUGGACCAAUAAUUCAUGAUUUGUAUACAAAGGUAAAACUUGCAACUUCAAAAAUGAUACAUAAUCUACAAAUGAAGAAAGAGGCUAUGAACAAGAAAGAAGAAGAACGCCGAAAAUUAGAGCAAUUAAGACCACAAGAAGUAUGUAAGUUACAUGAAUUGAGUGGUUUUGUGAUAAAAGGAAAGAAAGAAUCACAAUCUGAAAAACAUGUCUGUACGGAAACAGAAAAAGAAAUUAAAGAAGAUGAAGAAAAUGAAAUGGAAGAUGUACUUCCAUUAAUAUACCGAACAAUGGAAGUGGAGCGUAUGCUUCCGAAAAAUACUUUAAAUGAUAAUGACACGUACAAUUUAUAUUCACGAUUUAAAAAAGGUUCAGACUUAUUUAAAACCGGCUUUACCGGUACUAAUGUCAUGGACUUACACUUUAUUUAUAUCAAAAAAAGGAAAUGUGACUGUAGGAUAGAUUUUCUUGGUAAAGAGAUAACUGAAAACGUUUUAGACGACCAUGAUAUUCAUAUCGAUGCUUUGACUAUUGAAAAAUACAAAAGGAUGCAUAUGCCACUACUUUUUGAUUGGGGUUCUUAUUUACGUGGAUCCCUAUUUAUUGCCACUGACGAAGCUGAUCACCUUAAUAUAAAAAUUAUUGAUGAUAAUCUGUCAGAACCAUGUUGUCGCAGAAAUAGAAAAUUCCCAGAAAAAAAUCUAUUAAAGGAUAAGAAUCUUCCAAUAUGA